AUGGUGAUAUGUUGCCAUGUUUUGUUUUUAUCUCUUGUGUUGCCCGGUAUUUGGGCUAGUAGUGUUAAACACCCUGUGAUAAGUCUAGACAUUGGAAGAAGGGUAACUUAUAACAGCGCGGGUCAUGAUAUCAAUGUGAAAAGGCACGAAAGAGAUGGCCAAGUGUUCUAUUAUCAUACCCUAAGUCGGCCAUCAAAACUCUCAGAAAUUACGGUAGAUGGACACUACAUUCAUGCUGACCUAUUCCCCCUUGAAGACGAACUUAUUCUCUCUUCCUUGGUCUACUGGAGGUAUGAUAGACCAGAUAUGCUAACUCUAAACAUGGAAAGGUCCCAGGUGUUUCUGUGGAACAACGGGAACGGGAGACUGGUUCCACAGGCAUCCACUCUUGACAACUACGGAAAAGGUGAUGCUAAUGCCAAAGUCACACUGGACGUUAGUCAAACCAGAGGGUAUAGUGCUGAGUGUGGAUAUAUGAAUGUGAGGGUGGUGGAAGAGACAAACUUACCGGGUUACAAGGUAUAUCGCCAUAAAUCUCGACCGUUCCUUUUGGAAAAGGUAACUGAUGGAGGAUGGGACCAGUUCGGUAUAACUGUCCCAUGUGAAAUAACCAGUGCUUAUGUAUACAAAUGGGAUGAGAAGCCACUGAUCUUAAGGUUUGAACUUUUCAAUUUUGAUACUAUCUCCUUUGUCUGCCUGAUCAACAGGUGGGUCCGUGUCGAUAUUCCUGGCCCUGGUCAUCCUGGAAGAUACCACUACAUGAGAAAAUUGCUGAGUUAUCUGAAUUGUGCUAGUGGUGAGAGUGUUAUUAUACAACUUAGGAACACUGUAAACGGUCAUACCUAUGCAGAUAAAUGCACGUUCCCUAACCUACCAACGUUGAACGGUGCAAGCAUGCGUUUGAAAGUUAUACCAAUGACCGGUCAUUUGCAAAAUUUCAAGGAGUUUAAGCACACAUCUAAAGGUGGACAUCCAUUUGAGAUUAGAAGAAUAAUGUAUGACAAGCGAGAUGUGCUAAUUGAUGUACCGAAUAAGCCCGUGGAAAGUGUUUCGUUUAUUGUUAAGAGUACGGGAAACAUCUUAAACUCUGCAUUUCAGGCUCUUUUAAGAAGUGACCUAAUGGAUAUCAUUGAAAUACACUCGGACAUUUAUGAGUACUACAGGUGUGUAGGGGGCCUCCAUUUUGUCAAGUUUGCAGAAUCCAAUGUACCUCUCAGAAACAAGGGCGAAUUCCGACAUAUUGAGAAUUAUGUACUUGUCUGGAAAGAUGGAAAAUGUGUAGAUACAGGGCUCAAGAAGACAAAGACCUUGGCGUUGUAA
Messenger RNA from Theileria equi strain WA, 1320 nucleotides. RefSeq names its product signal peptide containing protein. The record is from RefSeq and is a predicted model, not a curated record. The transcript has a single exon. Bases 1 to 1320 code for a protein of 439 amino acids. NCBI's taxonomy places the organism in Eukaryota, Apicomplexa, Aconoidasida, Piroplasmida, Theileriidae.